AUGAUAGGAGUCCUCGGUAUCCAUGGCACCAGCGGUAACCAGGGCACCCGCGGCACCGGCACCCAUGGCACCACUGGCACCAAUGGCACCAGUGGCAUCCCCAGCGCCAGUGGCAUCCCCAGCGCCAGUGGCAUCCCCAGCGCCAGUGGCAUCCCCAGCGCCAGUGGCAUCCCCAGCGCCAGUACCAUGAACAUUUUGAGUAUUAGCCAUUACAUAGAGGGGCACACAUGGGGGAACAGACGGGGAGACACAUUGUGA
This is a messenger RNA of Pelobates cultripes (western spadefoot toad), 258 nucleotides long. The record is from the annotation of a GenBank genome assembly. NCBI's taxonomy places the organism in Eukaryota, Metazoa, Chordata, Amphibia, Anura, Pelobatidae.